UCGAGACCCCUCCCCUCCCUAAAACCCUAGCAACUACUAGGGUUUCUCUCUCUCUCCUCCCCCCCUACACAGCCGCCGCUGCACCCGCCGCCGCCGCCGCCACACCACCGAUGGGGAAGGCGAGCAAGAAGUCCGUGGCCGUGGCCGUCGCGCCCGCUGCUGUGCCGGCCAAGGGGAAGGGCGGCAAGAAGCGGGAGGCGGAGGACGAGAUCGAGAAGGCGGUGAGCGCCAAGAAGCAGAAGGCCGCGGCGGCGCCGCCGGCCAAGGCCGUCCCCGCGCCCAAGGCGGACGCCAAGAAGGCCAAGAAGCAGCCGCCGCCCAAGAAGGCCGCGAGCAGCAGCAGCGGCAGCAGCUCUGAGGAGGACUCGUCGGAGUCCGAGGAGGAGGUCAAGGUCCAGGUGAAGAAGACUACUAAGCCUGUCAAGCAGGAGUCUUCUUCUGAUGAGAGCAGCGAUGAGAGCUCUGAUGAUGAGGAUGCUAAGCCUGCGGAUCCGGUUGCUAAUAAUGGUCUUAAGAAAGGCAAGCCAGCGAGCAGCGAUUCUGAGAGUGAUUCAGACGAUGAAAUGGAUGAGGACGAGAAACCUGCUGCUCCAGUGAAAAAAACUUCUGUGACUGCACAAAAGAAAAAAGAUGAUUCUGACAGCUCUGAGAGUGAGUCAGAUGAGAGUGAUUCGGACGAGGAUGUGCCUACAAAGUCUAAAGCCCCUGCUGUAGCUGCCAAGAAUGAUGAUUCUACUGAUGGUUCCGAGUCCGAAAGUGACUCUGAGGAUGAGGAUGCUGCACCCAAGGGUGCUGCCAAGAAGGAAAGCAGCAGUGAUGAAGAGGAUGACAGUUCUGAGGAAAGCUCUGAUGAUGAACCUAAACAACCUCAACAAAAAAAGCAGGCCCAAGAGGAAUCCUCUGAAGAGUCUUCUGAAGAAGAUAGUGAUGAAGAGGAUGAAAAAUUGGCCAAAACUCCUAAGAAGAAAACGCCUGCUGCCACCAAAUCACAAAAUGAUGAACCUAAAACUCCUGCGAGUAACCAAAGUCAGGGAACUGAGUCAGCAACCCUUUUUAUGGGCAACCUUUCUUUCAAUUUAAAUCAGGACCAAGUGAAGGAAUUUUUCCAGGAAGUUGGUGAGGUUAUCAGUGUUCGUUUGGCUACACAUGAAGAUGGCUCCUCCAGGGGCUUUGGCCAUGUUCAAUUUGCUUCAUCUGAAGAAGCUAAGAAGGCGCUUGAAUUGCAUGGCUGUGAUCUGGAUGGUCGUCCAGUGAGACUUGACUUGGCUCAUGAAAGAGGUGCAUACACCCCUCACAGCAGGAAUGAUACUGGAUCAUUCCAGAAACAAAACAGAGGUUCCAGCCAGUCUAUAUUUGUCAAGGGUUUUGAUUCAUCUCUUGAGGAGAGCAAGAUCCGAGAAUCUCUUGAAGGACAUUUUGCUGAUUGCGGAGAGAUCACACGAGUCUCAGUUCCCAUGGAUCGUGAAACUGGUGCAAGCAAAGGGAUAGCAUACAUAGAUUUUAAGGAUCAGGCUUCCUUCUCGAAGGCACUUGAACUAAGUGGGUCUGACCUUGGUGGCUACAACCUGUAUGUUGAUGAAGCCAAGCCUAAAGGAGAUAGCCGAGAUGGUGGUGGGAGAAGAGGUGGCCGAUCUGGUGACAGAUUUGGCGGCCGAUCUGGUGACAGGUUUGGCGGCCGAUCUGGUGGUAGGUUUGGAGGUAGAGAUGGUGGCAGAAGAGGUGGACGUGGUGGCAGAGAUGGUGGCAGAAGAGGCGGACGUGGCGGUUUUCAGAGCAGGCAGAGUGCUGGUACAGCUAGUACAGGAAAGAAGACAACUUUUGGAGAUGAGUAAUGGAGCUUGAUCUUGCACAGCUACAUGCCUACAUCUUAUGCAGCUGUCAAAAGGACUGCCUACCUGCAACUGUAGUGAAAUGCGAUGAGUUCUACUCCCAUGGUUUACUCUAUAUUGCCGCCGAAUGGCUGUACCAGUGAACAAGUUACUGUGCUGGUAUUUUUGUCUGCAGUUUUGGUGUGUUUCCGGUGAUUGUACUGGACAUCUAGCGAUUAGUGUAAUGCAAGGAUUUCCUAUUACAUUGUUAUACAUCAAGUAUUUGCUUCCUCCGGUUUUGGUUUCA
This is a messenger RNA of Oryza sativa Japonica Group (Japanese rice), 2115 nucleotides long. Its product is annotated as nucleolin 1-like. The record is from RefSeq and is a predicted model, not a curated record. NCBI's taxonomy places the organism in Eukaryota, Viridiplantae, Streptophyta, Magnoliopsida, Poales, Poaceae. Gene Ontology annotation, molecular function: RNA binding. Gene Ontology annotation, cellular component: nucleolus.